Molecule: messenger RNA, 1272 nt
Organism: Ustilago hordei
Lineage: Eukaryota; Fungi; Basidiomycota; Ustilaginomycetes; Ustilaginales; Ustilaginaceae
Exons: 1
Coding region: 1-1272 (423 amino acids)
Source: RefSeq, a predicted model, not a curated record
AUGGAUCGCAGUGCUCUUCGAGCAGGCGGCCAAGCUACCAGCCAUGCCUCUGGCGAAGCUACUGCUGGUCUACCUUGUCGUCCAGAGGGGGCGCCACAGCAACCAUACAUUCAUGCUGUUCUCGGAUAUGGUCAGAGUGGUCAGCGAGGCCGAAGAGGCCGGGGUCGCGGUAGCUACCGAGCUCGAGGUCAACGCGGCACCUCUAUUCGCGGACUGGGCGGCCACAGCACUUACCAAAACCAAUCUGCCUCCUACCAGUUGUCUCAAUCCGAACAACGCUUCCGGGCUCAGCAAAACCUGCGUGACCGCGGUGGUCGUCCCAACCAAUACCAGGAGACAUUGGGUCAAAGUUCUUUCACGGGAGGACAGUAUGGCAGCAGAAGGUCUCAUACUGGCACUAGCGAGAUCUACACAUCGGACGGUUGUCGUCAUCUGGGCCCCUUAGGUGAGCUUCCGACUGCAAUUGUUCCCGACGAAGGCCCAAUUAACAGCGAUGUCAGCAAUCUCUGGGAUAGACCCACCAAUGACAUUACAAUCGCGGCUGCCCAGCAGGAGGAGCCUCAACAGGCAGAGACGCAGCACGCGAGGCUUCAGGUUCCUCGUGCGGCUUCGGUACCAGCUUCACCCAUUGCCCGGCCCUCCCCCGCCGUGACAUCGAUCUCGCUCCCUACGAUCACGAGCCCUGCAUCGGCACCCAUCGAGGUCCAGGUUCUCCGUCUCACUGAAGUCAUCGCGGAGGCUGUCCAGUCUGAGGAGCGUGGAUUCCGUUCUGAUUCACUGGAGAUAGAACAUACACGACACCUCCCCACGCCUCCCAUCAGCCCGGGGCCUUGGGAAGCGCUUCCUCAUUUUGACCAUGGACACCAAGCUCAACCCCGACAUCCGCCUGGUAUGGUAUUUGCCGGAUUCCCGCCUCCACUCAUCCAUGGCCAUGACCACUAUCAUCUCCACCAGCGUGAUUACUCUCCUUCCCGUUCCCUUUCUCAGUCUGAACCUCAUGCUAAGCCUCCUAGAAGCACAUUCCAUCCGCAGAAUCCCUACCAGUUCGCUGUGCCGAUGCCGUUCCCCCCUCCCCAUCCUCCACCGCCGCCUUACAUGACAAUCCAUGAUCCAGCGUUCCAUGCUGUGCAGGAUCCGCUCCCAAUCCCACCACCAGGAUGGCGGCCGAUCCCAUACUUGAGGUAUUGGGGUCCGGACAUGGUGGCUACCCGACCAUUCUACGAUGUUCCUAUGGUAAGUCCCACACCCACUCGGCUUACGGAAGGAGGGUGA